AUGUCUAUCAAAUUAACAGACAUAUUACCAGAUCCUAUUUCAAAAAAUAAUGAUUUUGCAAUAAAUGAUACCUUAAGUAAUGCAUGGUUUGAAGGUAGAGAAAUUGGUCAAAGUACAAAUUCAUCUCGUGUCCCGUCCUAUGGAUGUCGAAAAAAUUUUGUUCCUCGUAAACCAGAAGAUUUUGGUGAUGGUGGUGCUUUUCCAGAAAUACAUAUUGUUCAAUAUCCUUUAGGUAUGGGACAAGAUGGUAAUGUAAAUAAGAAAUCAAAUAUUGUUGCUUUACAAACAGAUGAUGAAGGAAAAGUACGUUAUGAUGCACUUGCCAAAUUAGGUCAUUCAAAAAAUAGACUUGUACAUACUAGUAUAGCUUCAACAAAAAAUAAAUACUUUCAUGAGGAUGAUGAAGAUAUUGCAAAACCAAAUGAAGAUGAAAUUGCUAAUACUACAGAAGAGACAAAAAAAGCACUUGAAAAAUUGACAAUGUUUAAGAUAGCUUCUGCUUUACCUGUUAAACCUGCUCAAAAAGUUGGAGAAUCACAAUAUAUUCGAUACACACCUAGUAGUCAGAUGACCUCAGUAACUGGUCAAGCUCCACAACAAAGAAUAAUAAAAAUUGUAGAAGAACAAGUUGAUCCAAUGGAACCUCCAAAAUUUAAAAUUAAUCAAAAAGUUCCUAGAGGUCCACCCUCACCACCCCCUCCAGUGUUACAUUCUCCAACGAGAAAAGCAACUGCAAAAGAUCAGGCUGAUUGGAAAAUUCCUCCAUGUAUAUCAAAUUGGAAAAAUCCACGUGGUCAUGUGGUUGCUCUAGAUAAACGAUUAGCCUCAGAUGGUAGAGGAAUGCAUGAAACACAGAUAAAUGACAAAUUUGGUAAAUUCUGUGAAGCACUUUAUAUUGCUGAAAGAAAAUCAAGAGAAGCCGUUGAAAUGAGAGGUCAGAUGGAGAAGAGAGUUGCCCAAAAUGAGAAGAUUGAUCAAGAAGCUAAAAUGCGUGAAAUGGCCAGAAAAGCUAGAGAAGAAAAUAAGAAAUUAAAGACAGAAGUUGGUGAAAGUGAAGAAAAUAUUGAAGAAAUUAAGCAAAGAGAUGAAAUCAGAAAAGAACGUUUAGAUGAGAGAAGACGUGAAAGAGCCAUUGCACGUAAAAAUCCUGAAAAAUUAGAAAGAUUAAAACGUGAACAAGAACGUGAUAUUAGUGAAAAAAUUGCCCUUGGUCUUCCAAAUACAAGGUCUAAUGGAACAGAUGAGGUACAAUUUGAUUCAAGGUUAUUUGGAAAAUCGAGUGGUCUUGAUUCAGGUGGUAUUAAUGAUGAAACAUAUGCUGUAUAUGAUAAACCAUGGAGAGCAAUGGAUAAUGUUCAACAACAUGUAUAUAGACCUAGUAAAAAUGUUGCUGAUCCAUAUGGUGAAGAUCUCGAUAAAGUUAUUAAUACCAAUCGUUUUGUGCCAAGCAAAGGUUUUUCGGGUACUGAUGGAUCAGCUCAAAGAUCAGGUCCUGUUCAAUUUGAGAAAGAAGAUGAUAUUUUUGGUAUCUCAACACUUUUCGAUGCUGUUAAAAGUAGUAAAAAAAGGGCCAAAGAUGAUGAUAAAGUUACAACAAGCUCCAAAAAGCCACGUACUUAA
Messenger RNA from Strongyloides ratti, 1620 nucleotides. RefSeq names its product Puff-specific protein Bx42. The record is from RefSeq and is a predicted model, not a curated record. The transcript has 2 exons. Gene Ontology annotation, cellular component: spliceosomal complex. Lineage: Eukaryota; Metazoa; Nematoda; Chromadorea; Rhabditida; Strongyloididae. Bases 1 to 1620 code for a protein of 539 amino acids. Gene Ontology annotation, biological process: mRNA splicing, via spliceosome.